Molecule: messenger RNA, 2677 nt
Organism: Silurus meridionalis
Lineage: Eukaryota; Metazoa; Chordata; Actinopteri; Siluriformes; Siluridae
Product: tripartite motif-containing protein 16-like
Exons: 6
Coding region: 93-1790 (565 amino acids)
Molecular function (GO): zinc ion binding; protein binding
Source: RefSeq, a predicted model, not a curated record
CUACAUGCAAAAGGGAACCAUGCAUACAGAUUCCAGUGAAACCAAAACUGAUCUGAGUGCUGUUUGUGCUCUCAGUGUGUAAAUACAGGAAAAUGGCGGAGGCAGGUAUUUCAGUAGAUCAGCUUUCUGUGGACCACUUCAUCUGUCCAGUGUGUCUGGAUCUCCUGAAGGAUCCGGUGACUGUCCCGUGUGGUCACAGUUUCUGUAAGGUGUGUAUUAAUGGCUGCUGGGAUCAGGAGGAACAGAAGGGUGUCUACAGCUGUCCUCAGUGCAGACGCACUUUCACUCCAAGGCCUGUUCUACGCAGAAACAACAUGCUGGCUGAAGUGGUGGAGAAACUGAAGAAGAAUUCUGAAGUCCAAACUGCUUCUCCUGAUCACUGUUACGCUGGACCUGGAGAUGUGGAGUGUGAUUUCUGCACCGGGAGAAAAGACAAAGCCGUCAAGUCCUGUCUGGUGUGUGUGGCUUCUUACUGUGAAACUCACCUGAAACCUCAUCUAGAAGUUCCUGCUUUGAAAAAACACACAUUAACUGAAGCCUCAGCAAAGCUACAAGAGAAGAUCUGCUCUGAACAUGACAAGCUGAUUGAGAUCUACUGCAGAACUGAUCAAACCUGCAUCUGUUAUUUAUGUACGAUGGAUAAACAUAAAGGACACAACGUCGUCACAGCCUCAGGAGAACGAGCUGAGAAACAGAGUGAGUUAAAGAAGCAGCAGAUGAAAUCCCAGCAGAGAAUCCAGGAGAAGCAGAAGAAGGUGCAGGAGCUGAAACAGGCUGUGAACACUAUAAAGCUCAGUGCACAGACAGCAGUGGAGGACAGUGAGAGGAUCUUUACUGAGCUGAUCAGCUCCAUGGAGAAAAAGCGUUUGGAGGUGAAGGAGAUGAUCAGAGCUCAGGAGGAGGCUGAACUGAGUCGACCUGAACGACUCCUGGAGGAACUGGAGCAGGAGAUCACUGAUCUUCAGAGGAGAGUCACUGAGAUGGAGCAGCUUUCACACACACACGAUCACAUCCAUUUCCUCCAGGCUUUAGCUUCUGGACGUCGGUCUCCUCCAAUAGAAAGACCAGAUUUUCACACAUCCAGCAUCACUGUCCAUCAACAUCACUUAUCAGAUGGAAUGAGGAAAUAUUUCUCAGAUCUAAAGAAGAAACUUGAGGAAUUCUGUGAGGAGGAAUUCAACAAAAUCCCUGCACAAGUUGAGGAUGUUCAGAUUUUACUCUCAGAGCCAAAAAGAAGAGAAGAUUUCCUAAAACGUUUCUGUUAUCUGACUCUGGAUCCCAAUACGGCGUAUCAUACCCUCAGUCUGUCUGAGAAGAACAGAGAAGUUAUAUUCAGUAAGAAUAAGCAAACAUAUUCAGAUCAUCCAGAGAGAUUUGAAUGCAUCGCUCAGGUGUUGUGUGAGGAGAGUGUGUGUGGACGCUGUUACUGGGAGGUGGAGUGGACUGAUGGUGGUUUUGGAGGUGUGUUCAUUUCAGUCUCAUAUAAAGACAUCAGAAGGAAAGGUCGGGGUGAUGAGUGUAGGUUUGGACGCAACAAUCAGUCCUGGAGUCUGCAUUGUUUUUCUUCUUCUCUCUGUUUCUAUCACGGCAACAUUAAGACUGAUCUCAGAGUUCCGCCACCGUUCAGAAUAGGAGUGUAUGUGGAUCACAGUGCAGGAACUCUGUCCUUCUACAGCGUCUCUGACACCAUGAAGCUCCUCCACAGAGUCCAAACUACAUUCACUCAGCCACUAUAUGCUGGAUUUGCAGUCGGUCCAUUUUCAACAGCGCGAUUAUGUGAUUUAGAAUAACAGAUCUUUAAAUAAAUUGUGCAGUUGUGCCCUCAGGAGAACUGGUUACUUCGCCAGUAAUGUUGUUUAGAGUAAUGAAAAGAAAGUCUGGCAUUUCCAUGAGUCUUGCAUCAUAGCUCUUCCAGCAGAAAUGAAGUGAAACCAUGUCAUGAGCAUCCUGUAGAAUUUGCACACAUUGUGAUAAGUUUGAUGUAUGAAUGCAGGAAUGUUUGCUUGUUAAUCAUCCACACGAAUUUUAAAUGUAUUCUUCUCAGUGGCCAAUUCUGCCCUCUGCUGGCAAAAAUACUGUUCACACAAUUCUCACCAGGUAUACCAAGCAGAUGGAAGAUCGAUCAUUUUCAUGAUUUCUUUAAUUCAUUCAAUCUCGUAUAUAGGAAACAGAUGACAAAAGAAAGAAAAACUUGGACUAGAAGAGUUGAGAUAUAAACUACUCAAUUCUGUUUCCUGAACAUCACCUACGGAGAUACUGUGAUGCUUUGCUCAUAUGGUAGAAAAUUAUUGAAUCACUCUUUGAGACGACUCAUUCUUCUGAGUCACCUGAGUCAAAAUGAACGAAUCAUUCAUGCGAACGAUACCUUUGGUUAAGGACAAUGUACAGUGUGAUCAGUGUAAGCACCAAGACCUCAGCUCCGACCUGAGGUUUAUCCCAAUAGUAGCUAAACGUUAAUUUGUACUCACUGGGGUACAAACAUACAGACUAAUCAAAGCUCAAAGUCAAAACAGGUUCCUGCAAUAAGGAAACAGUCAACAGAAGUAAAAGAGGAAACCUUUUAUACCUGAUAUAUGAGCCUAUUUUUCGUUAUUUGGUUUUGUAUUGUACGUUCAGUUUGCAAUUUUUAAUUUGCUUUUUCAAACUUUGCCUGACUUCUUUAAAUAAAGCAUAUGUU